AUGGAGGCUCUGCUUGACCACGCAUCCGCCAGGGAGCUCGAAGAGAAGUAUGAUGCACACACUUUGGAUUUGCAGGCUUUCCAGACGAUCACCAAACGCGCCCUCCGCCGAUUUACGCACUAUGCCAUCGACGUCAAACUGUGUUGGGAGAGUCUGCAGCAGGUCCAGCUCGGCCGACAUGGAUCGGACCGGUCACGAACCGAAAUGCUGGAGCUCGUGCGGCGUACUCACAGCCACGAUCUCGAAGCCGUCUACGUGUCGGAGCCCGAAUGGGACAUGAUUUUCCAUCGGCUGGAACGCGAGUUUUGCUAUCUCAUCCAUGACUUCUUGCGCACUCACCGCGAUGAGUACAAGGACAACGCAUUGCUGGCCCGUUUCCUGGCGGUCUUCCCCAUCGGGGGCACCGCCCUGCCCGCCGACGAGGCGGUCUUGAGGGCUGUGCGAGCCAUCCGAGAGGAUGCGCGAGCCACCUACUACCCGCUGGGCGAUUCGCACCAUCCGGGGUUCCUUCUGUGUGUCGUGAUCGAUUUCGGCCAGCUCAUUCUCCUGUUCCGGUGUUUGAUCGCGGACCCCUUCGCGGGGUUGAUCAGGGUUCUGGGCGAUCCCUUUGAGUGGCCCGCGCUGCAGGACUGCUGGCCGUGGACCAGUAGAGUCCGUGCAACCAACAGAGACCCCUUCAGUGAGAUGUGGAUGCCGGAGAAUCUGGAUCCGGCGGUCCAAACAAACCGCAGAGAGAUGGAACCCGGUGAGGCAUGCAGCAUCUGCCGUGUCGAGUUCCAGGAGGAGGAUCAAGCCGCUUCGGGUAUUGCCUGGUGCUCGCAGUGCGGGAAUAACCUCCACAGCGCCUGUCUGUAUCGCUGGUUGGGCGGCGCGGGCUCGUGGAUUUUAUGA
Molecule: messenger RNA, 891 nt
Organism: Aspergillus saccharolyticus JOP 1030-1
Lineage: Eukaryota; Fungi; Ascomycota; Eurotiomycetes; Eurotiales; Aspergillaceae
Exons: 2
Coding region: 1-891 (296 amino acids)
Source: RefSeq, a predicted model, not a curated record